UGAUUGUGUAUCAAAAAGCAAUAUGGUGAAAACACAAAUUUGCAAAUGCAGAACACCAGUAGAUGAGCAGGUGAGAUACUUACCUGGUGAAAUGAUUCUUGGCAAGAAUUGUCACUGGCCUUGGGAGCCCAGGAAGCAAACAAGAAAUCCGAAGGAGCUCUGACCACUGUGCAACCAGGCAACAUUACACCCCAGACCAUCUUGACUUUGCAAUGGAAAAAGAGAAUCCGUAUCAAGCUACUCAGCAGCUAAUCAAUCACCCGAGUCCACCAGGCUGGGCAUGGAAGAUUGUAUCUCUUAUGUACAUGAGGAGGAAGAAGAAACAGCUGGGGCACAGGAUGGAGUUGUGCUUGAAGUAAGGGGAUACAUUGUAAGAGAAAGGCAGCUUGUUAUGCUGCAUUAUGGGCCUGCAGAAUGGUGUUCCUGCUUUUUUUAUGCUACAAAUUGUGAACAAAUUAAUAGCUUAGCCAUGUUAGAGUCAUAUCAAGCCAUGGGUCACUCACAAAUGUAAGUUGCCACAAGUGGGGUAUUUUAGCCUAAUAGCUAUUUGGAUAUCAAGACUUUAUAUUCCAAUAGCCUACCUGCUCAGAGAAGUAGAUUGGGGAGAUGAAGUGGACAGCUGGCAUAAUAUACGGACACUUGAACCCGGAAACAAAAAGACAGCUGCUGGAUCUAAUUUUAAACACAGGUCUCAAUCAGAUCCCUCUAGAACCUGGUUGUCCUGCUACAGCAAAGUCAUUAGUGGGAGUAGAGAGGCGUGAAGUUGAAGAUACUGGUAAAAAGCUUUUGUGAGAAGGGGAAUCACCCUUGUUCCAGUUAUGGUGUUUCCAUUUUUCACAGCAAGUUCAGAGGUACCAAAAUUGCGAAAGGAAGACCAAAAAGCACGAAAUGCACUCUUAGCUGAUAUCCAGCAGGGAACUCGCUUAAGGAAGGUGACUCAAAUCAAUGACCGCAGUGCACCACAGAUUGAAAAACCCAAAGGAACUAACAGAGAUGGAGUUAAUCCAGCCAUUAAUAAAGGCGGCACUCAGCAGCCUCUGGGAGGCUUAUUUGCUGGUGGCUUUCCUGUUCUCAGACCAGCAGGCCAGAGGGACAUGCCAGCUGGGAGGCCUGGGCAGCUUCCUGGUGUCCGAGCAGCGGCUCCCAAGACCUCCGCCGCACCGACCAGCAGCGCUGCGAAGGCGAGCAGUAACCCCUCGCACCCAGCCGAAGGCCCAAGGGCGGCGGUCCCACCAGAGCCUCCCAGCACCUCCCGAGCCGCAGCCGGCCCGGGACGGCCCAGCCUGCCCGCCCCCCCUCCACCGCCUCCCGCUUCCAGCAAACCUUCCCUCACUUUCCCUCCUCCCCCCGCUCUCCCGCCUCCGGCCGAGCGCCCUCCCAAGGGGGUGUCCCCCAGCGCUGCUCCUCCGCCCCCGCUCCCUCCUCCUCAGGCUGACAAGCCCACCAAGUUCCAAGCAGGCGCUUCGCACCCGCCCCCGCCGCCCCCUCCUCCUCCUCCUCCUCUCCCCCCCUCCCUGCCCCCCGUGCCCCCCUGCGGGUUUCCAGGCAGGACAACCGACUUCUCUGCCGCUGCUUCCUCUCCGUCGGAGGGAAGGGAUUGCCCACCUCCCGCACCGCCGCCCCCGCCGCCUCCUCCGCCACACGCGCACUCCCUGGCCGCGAACAGGCUCUCCUUUCCACCCUCCCCGGCCUUCAGCAGUGCCGCCAGCAGUGCUGACGUGCCCCCCCCGCUGCCCCCCAAGUCUCCCCACCUGCUGUCGCAGUUCCACAAGCCAAGCAGCAUCCAGUCGCUGCCGCUCCCUCCCACCCCCGGCCCCCCGCAGCCCGCAGCGGUGGCGGAGACCAGGAAGAAGAGACCCGGCCGAGGCGCAGGAACCGGUGCUGGGAGGCUAGUCACACCUCCACAGCCACCAGCAAGAUCACCAACAACUGAACUCACAAGCAAGUCCGGAGUCUCAGCCUGGGCUACAGCUCAUGACCUCUACCCACCACUUAAAAAUGGAAAUAUGCACAUCAUUGAUGACUUUGAAUCUAAAUUUACUUUCCAUUCUGUGGAAGAUUUCCCCCCACCUGACGAAUUCAAGCCAUUUCAGAAAAUAUAUCCCAGCAAGAUAGCUCGAGGUAAGUGUGUAAACAUGAGAAGAUCUGAUAAUUACCCAACAGCAUUAAAAACAGGGAGUGAAAAUAAAGAACAGAAACCAGCAUUAAAGUGAAGAACUGGGCUGCUAGCAUAGGCACAGAGAGGAAUAGGAUUUGUUACAGUGGUAACAGGAACCAAAGAUAUGAUGAAAAGCACUUAUUAAUUACUUUAAAGUCUUAGUAGCUAAGAAUAAAAUGAUGUGGCUUGACACGUAGUCUUGUGUUCUUUAGACUGUUGAAUUUGCAGAGCCCUUGAUGUUAAAAACAGUGAUGUCACAUAAACAGACUUAGGCAGCUACUGAGUUGCGUUUUUUUGUUUAUAACUUAACGAAAUCACAAAAGAAACAUGACUUGAUCCAUGUCUUCAUCAUGUGUUUUGAUUUAAAUCCUAUGCAUGGUGUUUCACACACCUGAAUAACAAAGACACUUGGUAACUGAACUUCGCUUCCCUGCCCCUCCCCUUAACUUAGACACUUAGUAUCAAGUCACUGUUGUAGGAGCAGGAGUUCACCUAUCCAGCUUUGAAAACUGGUAGUUGAAGGUGCCGUAAGAUCUCAUGCCCAUAUUCUGUUUUUUAUAAAACCCAGUCUUUUCUGUAUUAUUAGAUCAACUAUUUAUCUCCAACUUUUCAUUAAGUUUUUUUUUGUUCCUGUGCCAAGGUACUUUGCAUGACUUUUCACAGCUGCCUCAGUCAGUCUAAAUCGUCUGCUGUACGAUCUGAUCAAAGACUUUUUUACUGAAGGGCUACAGAGCAUGAGCAAUAUAUAUAUAUACAUAUAUCAGUUCAAGGGUAGGAGAUAAAUGCAGCAUCCCUGCUGUAGAACUGCAUCCAAAAUACAUAUCCAAAAACUGUAUCUAUUUAUCUAUCUCCUCUGAUUAAACCUGUCCUAUCUAUUUACAGAUCCCUCUAAAAAUCCUCCAUUAAGAACACAUGUGAGAUGAGAAGAGUCUUCUGAUGCUUUCUGGAUUAAUAUUAAAAAAGAACAACAUCAAGAUAAUAUAUAAAACAGAAGGGGUCCCCAUUACAGUGAUAGAGAUUAUAUUUGAAUUGCAAGUGCUUGCAAUGUUAACAUUUCUAUAAACAGGAAAAAUGAUGUAAAUCAUACUUUUUGAACUGGCCUACAUACCACAGGAAUGUUAGUACAGGCUUUUAAAUUACUGUAUAUAGAUAGAUAUUUUUUAAGCAACGCAGCAUAAAUUUUAAAUUCUUUGUAGUCUUGAAACAAUUCUUAUUCUUAUCAUGCUGACAGAUGUUACCUUAAAACUUUUUUUUGCAUUACACGCCUGUAGUUAAUUUUUCCCCUUCCAUCAUCAUUUUUAAGUAUUUUGGAAAUUCUCGUUAUUAUUCAGACAUUUUUCUAUGAACUAUCAGAAACUAACAUGCUACCUUUAGUCUCUUUGUAUGUUUCUUCACUUCUUCUAUUCUGCCUGUCCUCAGAUUGCAGCUGAAUGUCACUUUCAUGAACAGAUGGGCCCACAAUCCUUUUCUCAUCAAGCAUGAAGAGGAAAGAGAUGACAAGGAGCUGUGGCUGCUGUUGAGCCUACCUCCUAUUGAUUAUAGAUCCUUAUAGGAUAGUGUCUGAAGAAGCCCAGCUGGGUAGGGUGAUCAUGGACUUGACAAAGACCACAGAACUUUUCCAAACUGGGGGAAAAGAAAGUUGUUCUACUGUAAGCAAAAAAAAAAAAAAACAACCCAAAAAAGGUGUGUGUGAAUACACAUGCCAUGAAGUAUGUAUGUAAGGGUACGUGUCCUGUCUUUUCCUGCUGGCAAAGUGGAUGUUUACCAUUUGUGUGACAGAGUGUCUUGACCCAGCAAUUAGGAGGCCUUUGGAUGAGGGGUCCAACACCUACAUUUUAAACAGGCAACUAGAGCUCCUACUGUUCAGCCAUAGCAGCAGCAAGGAGUCGUUGUCCAAAAUACACCGCAUGGAACAAGCAGUCUCCAAAGGGGUUGUUCCCUUGGAUAGAGCUGGUUGGUUGAAAAAAGUAACAGCCUAGCAGCAGACAAGAGUUGAGUUUCUGCUUUUAAUAUGCAGCCUGGGGUAAGGUCUUUGGAUCACAGAUGUUCCAAUCUGGUCAUAAGAUGUCUAUUUCCAGCAAGAAUUACCCUUAUUCUUGUGCAUUUCCCUGCACUAAUAGGAGUGUUGCCAGCAAGUCAAGGGAGGUGAUCGAUCCUUCCCCUCUGUUCAGCACUGGUGAGGCCACACCUGGAAUACUGUGUCCAGUGCUAGGCUCCGCAGUACAAGAGAGACAUGGACAUACUGGAGAGUCCUACAAAGGACCACUAAGAUGAUAAAGGGACUGGAGCAUCUCUCCUAUGAGGAGAGGCUGAGAGAACUGGGACUGUUCAGCCAAGAAAAGAGAAGGCUCAGAGGGGAUGUCAUCAAUGCGUAUAAAUAUCUGAAGGGGGUAUAAAGAUGGAGUCAGGCUCUUUUCAGUGGUACCCGGUGACAGGACCAAUGGCAAUGGGCACCAGCUGAAACACAGGAGCCUCUGUCUGAACAUCAGGAAACACUUUUUGACUGUGGGAGCGACUGAGCACUGGCGCAGGUUCCCCAGGGACAUUGUGGAGUCUCACUCCUUAGAGAGAUUCAAAAGCCCUCUGUACAUGGUCCUGGGCAGCUGGCUCUAGGUGGCCCUGGCUGAGCAAGGGGGUUGGACCAUAUGGCCUCCAGCCAUCCCUUCCAACCACAACCACUCUUUGAUUCCCCUUCUUCAGCUUUCUUGGGUCCUGCACUUGGGUCACAACCCCAUGCAGCGCUAAAGGCUUAGGGAAGAGUGGCUGGAAAGCUGCCCUGUGGAAAAGGACCUGGGGAUGCUGGUCAACAGCCAGCUGAAUACCAGCAGGUAGUGUGCCCAGGUGGCCAAGAAGGCCAAUAGCAUCCUGGCUUGUAUCAGAAAUAGUGUGGCCAGCAAGACUAGGGAAGUGAUCAUCCCCCUGUACUGGGCACUGGUGAGGCUGCACCUCAAAUACAGUGUUCAGUUUUGGGCCCCUCACUACAAGACAUGCAGGUGGUGGAGUGUGUCCAGAGAAGAGCAACAAAGCUGGUGAAGGGUCUAGAGAGCAAGUCUUAUGAGGAGCAGCUGAAGGAACUGAGGCCGUUUAGCCUGGAGAAAAGGAGGCUCAGGGGAGACCAUAUCACUCCCAACAACUACCUGAAAGGAGGUUGUAGCAAGGUGGGUGUCAGUCUCUUCUCCCAGGUAACAAGUGAUAGGACAAGAGGAAACAGCCUCAAGUUGUGCCAGGGGAGGUUUAGAUUGAAUAUUAGGAAAAAUUUCUUCACCAAAAGGGUUGUCAAGCAUUGGAACAGGCUGCCCAGGGAAGUGGUGGAGUCACCAUCCCUCGGGAUAUUUAAAAGAUGAGUAGUGUGUUGCUUAGGGACAUGGUUUAGUGGUGGACUUAGCAGUGUCAGGUUUACAGUUGGACUUGAUGAUCUUAAAUGUCUUUUCCAACCUAAAUGAUUCUAUGAUUCACCAGCUUGAAGAAGGGCACUGCUGUUCCAGGGUGAACCUGGUGCUAACAGCCAGGCUGUUUACAGUUAUGGCAUUAAUUUAUAUAAUUGCCAUAAACUCCCCUCAGCUGCAGCUGUAAUACCAUUAUAGAUCAUAGGUGAAUAUCUUCCCCCAUGGCCCUGCCUUUGAACAAAACUAUUUGGAAAAGACAGGUAACUGCAUCUUUACAUAUCUCUGCUUUUUUCUUAGUUCUUGCAACAGCUGAGUUACACCGUAACUCCUGCUCCCACACAUGCGUGCUCAUGGUGUGGACAUGGUGUAAGGGUAAGAAGCUCUUCACCUGUAGGACUCUUAAGAAAGCAUCAUUAGUCUUGUUCUAGCCUAUUAUGAUACCUUGCUGUAUUUCAUGUGAAAAGAAGAAAAUAGUGACGCUUUGACCUUACAGUUACUUGAUAAAUAUGCAUGAAUAUAGUAAUAAGCAGGGGUCAGCAUAUACAUUGCUUCUCAAACAACUGGAAAAGUUUAAUACUGCUUUGAAGAAUUUUUUGUUAUAGUACUAUUAAAGGUGAUGUAUUGUUGGUUCUCAUUUGUUCUGGAACUUGUGUACUGCUCUGUAAUAAAUGCCUUCAUAAGGAUUUUAAAACUACUUAAUACUAGACUACCCACCAGAAGAUAGCUAAAGGAGAAAAAAUUUUACUCCUGUUUUUAUUAUGAUUAGGUGUAUUUUAGAAGCAAACAACAUCUUUCAGGUAUUAAAUUAGAAAGCCUGGGCAUA
Harpia harpyja (harpy eagle) is the source of this 6367-nucleotide messenger RNA. RefSeq names its product WAS/WASL interacting protein family member 3 (gene WIPF3). Bases 819 to 2213 code for a protein of 464 amino acids. The transcript has 6 exons. NCBI's taxonomy places the organism in Eukaryota, Metazoa, Chordata, Aves, Accipitriformes, Accipitridae. The record is from RefSeq and is a predicted model, not a curated record. Gene Ontology annotation, molecular function: actin binding.